AUGUCACGUGGUUUGUGUCAUUGUUGCCAGCAAAAUCUGUGCUUACAACAUUUUAAUGAAUACAAUAAAUUAUCCAUUUCUCAUCUAAAUCAAUUUAAUAAUGAAACGAAUAUACUUGACGAUCGUCUUAAAACAUUAAAUAUUUUUAAAAUAAUUGGUAAUAGUCGUCGAAAGCUCGAACAAUGGCGUGAAGAUUGUUAUACUAAGAUAGACUUAUUUUUCGAACAAAAAUGUCAAGAACUUGAUCGACUUGCUAAUGAAAAAGUUAAUCAACAAAGAGAAGAACUCAAUCGAAUACAAAUGAAGUUAACUGAACUCAACAAUGCACAAAAAACAACUCAUCAAGAUAUCGAUUUAUUGAUAUCAAAGAUGAGUCAGAUUAGAAGCAGUAUAAUGGAUUUAGAAGAAACAUGUUUCAAAAUCACUACUCAUCCAUUAAUACUAGAUGAUACGUUCAUUGAUAUUAAGAAAAUGAAUGAACAUGAGGUUAAUUUAUCGAGUCUUUCGCAUAUAUACAAAGCUAUUCAUCGUCCUGAAGGAGGUUUUCAAUCAUUAGCUUGUGACGGUCAACAUUUACUGAUACAUCAACAUCCAAAUUUAUGUUUAUUUGAUCGAGAUGCGAAUAUAGUCACACAAACUGUAUGGUCAUACGGUGAAAUUCGUGACAUGUGCUGGUCGGUAACCUUAGAUCAAUUUAUUGUUCUUGGAGCAAAUAGUAUCUUUUGCAUUAACGAAAAUACAAUGUCUAUACAAGAAGUAGAUACCAUUCGAGAACAAGAUUGGAUAUCAUGUACAUGUUCUGAGACAGUUCUUUUUGUUGCUACAAAUGAAUGUGCUUCAUCGAUUAUGGAAUACAUACUAUUUCCAGCAAUUGAAUUCGUUAGAGAACGAAAACAUCCUCUCGUAUGUAAAAAAGAUGAAUUUAUCGUUGGCGUUGUUUAUAAUAAUGCAAAUCUUGCUCUUAUGGUUAUGAAUAUGUUCAAGAAAUCCAUACACAUGGAACUGAGAAAUGCUAAGACAUUGGAACGCAUCUGGUUAUUUCAACCUGAUAUUGUUUGUACGCAAAAAAUAGCAUUCCGAUGUUGUUCGCUUACUUGUGAUCAAUGGCUCAUUGUCGACUAUGAAACCGGACGUCUUCUUCAGAUAGCAAAAGAUGGAAAAAUUAAGGAAACAAUGAAGUACUAUCCAUGUCCAUAUCGUGCUAUUCUUUUCGAUCAAAAUAAACUUGCACUGUCGACAAUGAACGGUGUACACCUUCAUACAAUUCAUUCGCACGAAUGA
This is a messenger RNA of Rotaria sp. Silwood2, 1281 nucleotides long. Lineage: Eukaryota; Metazoa; Rotifera; Eurotatoria; Philodinida; Philodinidae. The record is from the annotation of a GenBank genome assembly.